Thyridium curvatum is the source of this 447-nucleotide messenger RNA. RefSeq lists its product as uncharacterized. The transcript has a single exon. NCBI's taxonomy places the organism in Eukaryota, Fungi, Ascomycota, Sordariomycetes, Thyridiales, Thyridiaceae. The record is from RefSeq and is a predicted model, not a curated record. Bases 1 to 447 code for a protein of 148 amino acids.
AUGGCCAAAGAAGAACCGGACACACGAAGGAUGAUGAAGGAGAGGGAGCGGUUCGUGAAUGCAACCGCACUUGGCACACCACUGGGUACCAAACGACGCUUUGGGCUCGGCCUCAGAAUGCUCAGACCGCUUCCAUCCCAGGGAAGGAAGACCAGAAUGGGGGAUGAGAAUGACCUGGAAACAACAGGUACAGCGGCGGAAAAACCGGGGAACGACACCAGCACUGACGGCACUGGAGGCUCGAGGCCAGCAAGGAAGGCCCUUGCACAAUUCGGUUCAAUCAUGUUGGAACUCCGAAUCUGCCGUGUUUUGGGUGGUCAAGAAACUUUCAAGACUGAUGCGAGAACAAGGUACGGUACACUCGCUUGGUCUGGUGUUGUUGGUCCUGACCUGAGAGAGGACAUCAAGCACAUGCUCACCCAAGAAAACAUCCGCUACGGCUGGUGA